AUGGGGCAGCACGGAGUGACGCUCCGUCUCGUAGGUUUCGUGUUUGUUUUGAUAGGUUGUCUUGCAGCGAGCCCCGCUUUGGGGGCCUUCCUGCAGGGUUCGCUGCCGCUGGAGCCGGUGCUCUCAACCCCCGCGGAGCUGCUGUCCAAU
Molecule: messenger RNA, 150 nt
Organism: Monoraphidium neglectum
Lineage: Eukaryota; Viridiplantae; Chlorophyta; Chlorophyceae; Sphaeropleales; Selenastraceae
Exons: 1
Source: RefSeq, a predicted model, not a curated record